UUUGACUUUUGUUUUUGUGUUGAGUAGCUUUGAUUGCUUUGUCAUUAUCAGUUUUUCACAAGAGAAUUGCAAUUUGCAAUAAUUUUUCAAUUUAGUUAUUUUUAAAUCAGUGCUUUGCAGAAUUCAAUCAAAUUAAGUCCUCAGAAUAAGUUCAAGCCGGCUGUGAUAACAGUUAUAAAUGAUGUUUAAAAUACUGCUAAUUGCAGCCGCUGUUGUGAGCGUGGCUAAUGCAGAACUUUUGCGAGUCCCACUAAAGAAAAUUAAAACAGCUAGGCACCAUUUUUCCGAAGUUGGCACGGAAUUACAUCAAUUGCGUAUUAAAUACGCUAAUGGAGGCAUUGCACCUGAGCCGCUUUCUAAUUAUUUAGAUGCUCAGUAUUAUGGUCCCAUUACCAUUGGAUCACCACCGCAAAGUUUUAAAGUUGUUUUUGACACGGGUUCGUCGAAUCUUUGGGUACCAUCGAAGAAAUGUCAUUUAACAAACAUAGCUUGCCUAAUGCAUAACAAGUACGAUUCUGAUAAAUCCAAAACCUACGAAAAAAAUGGCACAGAAUUUGCUAUACACUAUGGUUCUGGCAGUUUAUCAGGAUAUUUAUCCGCUGAUAUAGUAAAUAUCGGUGGAAUAGAUAUUAAAAAACAAAUUUUUGCCGAAGCUAUGAGUGAACCUGGUCUUGUAUUUGUUGCAGCCAAAUUCGAUGGAAUUCUUGGCUUGGCAUAUAAUUCGAUAUCUGUAGAUGGAGUAAAACCACCUUUUUAUAAUAUGUACGAACAAGGCCUAAUUCCUGCUCCAGUAUUCUCAUUUUAUUUAAACCGUGAUCCAGCGGCUCCAGAGGGCGGAGAAAUUAUAUUUGGAGGUUCCGAUCCAGAACACUAUACAGGCGAUUUUACUUAUCUACCGGUUACUCGCAAAGCAUAUUGGCAAAUAAAAAUGGAUUCUGCUUCGGUUGGAGAUUUACAACUAUGUAAAGGUGGCUGUCAAGUGAUUGCUGACACAGGUACCUCGUUAAUUGCUGGACCAACUCAAGAAACCACAGCCAUAAACCAAGCCAUUGGCGGAACACCAAUUAUGGGUGGACAGUACAUGGUAUCAUGUGACAUGAUUCCAAAACUUCCGGUUAUUAAAUUUGUUUUGGGUGGAAAGACAUUCGAAUUAGAGGGCAAGGACUAUGUUUUACGCAUCGCUCAAAUGGGCAAAACUAUUUGCUUGUCGGGAUUUAUGGGCAUGGAUAUUCCACCACCGAAUGGACCAUUAUGGAUCCUUGGUGAUGUAUUUAUCGGUAAAUAUUAUACAGAAUUCGAUAUGGGUAACGAUCGUGUCGGAUUUGCUAUUGCAAAGUAAAGUUUUUUAAAGAAAAAGUGUAUAACUUUAAAUACAGUUAUACGUGUUGCUAUAUUCCUGAAAGGAGGGAGAUUAUUAUGAAGACAGAAAAAAUCGUUUGUAUAGCAAUUAUUACUAAAUAUAAUUUUGAGCUGAAAUGUAUGUAUGUUGUAUCAAGCUCCCAAUAAAUAUAAUUAAUGCUAAA
Ceratitis capitata (Mediterranean fruit fly) is the source of this 1523-nucleotide messenger RNA. Its product is annotated as lysosomal aspartic protease. Gene Ontology annotation, cellular component: lysosome. The coding region runs from base 179 to 1339 and encodes 386 amino acids. Gene Ontology annotation, biological process: proteolysis; cell death. The record is from RefSeq and is a predicted model, not a curated record. The transcript is spliced from 2 exons. NCBI's taxonomy places the organism in Eukaryota, Metazoa, Arthropoda, Insecta, Diptera, Tephritidae. Gene Ontology annotation, molecular function: aspartic-type endopeptidase activity.